UAUACGUCAUCAGGAAGCGCCAGCGGUUGCUAAGGAAGCUGAGGAUCGUCAUGGAAACCAACGGGGAAACGAAUACAUGAGACACAUACUGCUGGCUGAGAAAUUGAUGUCUGCGCUGGAUGGAUGGAGAACUGAUUCACAGCCGCGACACCCAUGGUAUAAAGAAAGACUGCAUAAAAAAAUUCUCAAAGAAUCCAACCAGAAACUGAAUCUGUCAGGAGCUCUCAACAGCUGCCACUGGAAAUUCCUACCAAGAGGAGCUGAUGAUUUCCGGGAUGGCUAUCCCUCUUCUUCUGACACGUCCUCCAUCUCAUCCACCAAAGGACAUGCUCCAGUCCUGCAGAACAUAACCCGUGACCCAGAACCUGCUCAGAAGCCAAGGAAGAGGUUUACCAAACAGCAGUCCUGCUACUCAAAGCUCCUCCCACUGCAGCAGGCACGCCAAGAAUACAUUGCCGAGAUAGAGUAUGGCCUUACACAACACCCAUUGGUCCUUUACCCUCACCUGGAAGAAUGCCUGCCACCUGAUCUGUUUGAACAAAUUGUGGACCUUCUUGACCCUGAGAUGAGAUUAAAAAGUGCUUCUGGAUGCUAUGAAGCCAUUCCUGAGGAGCAAGAGGAAGAGAGCAGCAUUCCACCUACUGACCAACAGGAGUGGCAGAGCGAGAAAUCACGUCACACCAGUACCAGGCAAUCAGCAAUGAGUGAGCAAUCUAGGCUUAAAAAUCCAUACACCUGGCUUUCUAAGCAAGAAGAGACUGUACAGGAAGAGAAAAAGUCCAAGAUAACCCAUCCUUUCACUCCUGCACCAAAUGAACGUGUCAAGCAUGUGACCAAGGAGUUCUGUGAUUGGGUGAAUUCAUUGGGAGGGGAGCCAUGCAAUAUUAAUGAAUCCACCAUAUUCAGUCUAUUUGCCAGUGGCUUUGACACUAAGCCGCCUCUUAGUGUCCCAAUUCAUGUUGUAGAGCUUAACAAUGUGCCGGCAGAGUUGAAAAUGUAUGUGGGAAACUCACCUCAAGAGCACAGUGCAAAGACUUCACCCUCAAGGAACGUACAGCUGCAGUCUAAGGAGCCCACAUACUUCCCAAGUUGGGUGAAGACUAGAUAUGGAGCUUGGUACCUUGAGCCCAACACAUGGAAGAAGCAUAAAGUCAAUGAGCCAUUAACAGAUCCAGCUGUAGAAAAGACCAUUAGGGGCAUGCAUUCAACACAUAGGCUCAGCCAAAAGGAUGAAGACCUGAUGCAGCUGCAUGGAACGGUUGCCUUUAAAGAUUUUAUUGAAAUGAAAGGCUACAGAAAACCACAUUUUAUCAACAAAAUAUUCCCUAGAAAAGAUGCUGUACCCUCAGAAAGCCCAAUUCCAACAGGAUGUAGAACGGCUUCUUCUGGCAGAAACACCUGGUACCGGUCCAGCUCAGCCUCUACCCAUGAAGAUAGUAUAAUAAACUAAUUACCUUCUCUAUGUCACAUACUCUGUCUUUAGAUUGAAUAUUAACCAGUUAUGUGGUUAAUGUGUAAUUGGGCCGGUUUCAGAAUGCAGUCAUAAGCAAAUAACUAAAAAGGCUAAUGAGCAAUAUAAAUAUCUUAGAAUAGCAACAUUUAGUUACCAUAAAGCCAGUGAUACAGUGGGACAAAGGGGGUAAUUCCAAGUUGAUCGCAGCAGGAAAUUUUUUAGCAGUUGGGCAAAACCAUGUGCACUGCAGGGGGGGGGGAGAUAUAACAUUUGCAGAGAGAGUUAGAUUUGGGUGGGUUAUUUUAUUUCUGUGCAAGGUAAAUACUGGCUGCUUUAUUUUUACACUGCAAAUUAGAUUGCAGAUUGAACACACCACACCCAAAUCUAACUCUCUCUGCACAUGUUACAUCUGCCUCCCCUGCAGUGCACAUGGGCCCUCAUUCCGAGUUGUUCGCUCGGUAUUUUUCAUCGCAUCGCAGUGAAAAUCCGCUUAGUACGCAUGCGCAAUGUUCGCACUGCGACUGCGCCAAGUAACUUUACUAUGAAGAAAGUAUUUUUACUCACGGCUUUUUCUUCGCUCCGGCGAUCGUAAUGUGAUUGACAGGAAAUGGGUGUUACUGGGCGGAAACACGGCGUUUCAGGGGCGUGUGGCUGAAAACGCUACCGUUUCCGGAAAAAACGCAGGAGUGGCCGGGGAAACGGUGGGAGUGCCUGGGCGAACGCUGGGUGUGUUUGUGACGUCAACCAGGAACGACAAGCACUGAAAUGAUCGCACAGGCAGAGUAAGUCUGGAGCUACUCUGAAACUGCUAACUCGUUUGUAAUCGCAAUAUUGCGCGUACGUCGGUCGCACAUUUAAGAAGCUAAGAUUCACUCCCAGUAGGCGGCGGCUUAGCGUGUGUAACUCUGCUACAUUCGCCUUGCGAGCGAACAACUCGGAAUGAGGGCCAUGGUUUUGCCCAAUUGCUAACAGAAUUCCUGCUGCGAUCAACUUGGAAUUACCCCCAAAUUGCAGUAGUAAUGUUCUGCUUUGUAGUCUACUGUAAUAUCCGUUCUGUAAUGACUUGGGAACUCUGGUAUAUUACAAAUAAAAUAAAACAUGCACUCUG
Messenger RNA from Pseudophryne corroboree (corroboree frog), 2561 nucleotides. It is a transcript of the gene FAM47E, whose product is annotated as family with sequence similarity 47 member E. Lineage: Eukaryota; Metazoa; Chordata; Amphibia; Anura; Myobatrachidae. The transcript has 9 exons. Bases 77 to 1450 code for a protein of 457 amino acids. Gene Ontology annotation, cellular component: chromatin. The record is from RefSeq and is a predicted model, not a curated record. Gene Ontology annotation, biological process: transcription initiation-coupled chromatin remodeling; protein localization to chromatin.